Caenorhabditis briggsae is the source of this 3870-nucleotide messenger RNA. RefSeq names its product Protein CBR-HIM-1 (gene Cbr-him-1). The coding region runs from base 1 to 3870 and encodes 1289 amino acids. Gene Ontology annotation, cellular component: chromosome; cohesin complex; nucleus. The record is from RefSeq and is a predicted model, not a curated record. The transcript is spliced from 9 exons. Gene Ontology annotation, molecular function: protein binding; ATP hydrolysis activity; ATP binding. NCBI's taxonomy places the organism in Eukaryota, Metazoa, Nematoda, Chromadorea, Rhabditida, Rhabditidae. Gene Ontology annotation, biological process: sister chromatid cohesion.
AUGCGUGGAGGUAGCUCCGGCGGUACCGGAACUACCAGUAAUGGUCUCACCUCUACCGUAGACAGUUUACCCGGAAAAGGCCAUCUUCACACUUUGGAAAUCGAGAAUUUCAAAUCUUACAAAGGAAAGCAUAUUAUCGGCCCAUUCAGCAGAUUUACUGCUAUUAUUGGACCGAAUGGAUCUGGAAAAUCGAAUUUGAUGGAUGCAAUUUCCUUUGUUCUCGGAGAACGGCCAACCAGUUUGCGUGUCAAGAAAUAUACUGAUCUCAUUCAUGGAGCUCCGAUUAACAGACCAGUUGGAAAGAAAUGCCGCGUUACAAUGAAUUACAAAUAUGCGGACGGAACGAUAAAAGCUUUUGCCAGAGGUGUUAAUAACGGAACUUCUGAAAACUACCUCGACGGACAGCUAGUUACCAAAGAAGCGUAUGCUGCUGAGAUGGAGAGUAUCCAGAUUUUCAUCAAAGCCAGAAAUUUCCUAGUUUAUCAAGGAGCCAUUGAGAGCAUCGCUAUGAAGAAUCCAAAAGAGCGAACUCAACUUUUCGAGGAGCUCUCUCGCUCCUACGAAUUCCAGAACGAGUAUGAAAAGUUGAAGAAUGAAAUGACGAAGGCCGAAGAUGAUACUCAACACAAUAUGAACAAACGUAGAGGAAUUGCUCAGGAGAAGAGAGAAGCCAAGAUGGAGAAGGAUGAGGCUGAAAAGUAUCAAACGAUGAAGAAUGAGUUGGCUGCCAAAUCAACUAUGCUCUAUCUUCAUCAACUAUUCCAUUGUGAGCGAUUGAUCGACGAGUCUAAAGAGAAGAUCAACGAGCAGAAAAAGAUCAUUGCCGCAUUGGAAACCACAAAGACUGCAGAAGAGUUGAAGAUUCAAGCAGUUCAUACCGAACACAAGAAAGUGCAGAGAGAAGUUCAAAAACUCAAUCGAAAGCUGGAUAGUCAAGAGUCAGCUCUAGCACAAAAGCAGCAGGAAAGGCUCUCUUUGAAGGUGGCAGUGGCUCAUGAAUUCAAAAAGUUGGAGUCCGCGAAUAAAGCAUUGUCUGCCGCAGAGGCAUUGGCUGAAAAUAGUGCAGCUCAGUUGGCAGAUCUCAAAAAGAGGAAGGCUGAUAUGGAAGGACAAAAAGUUGCUUAUGAAGCUGAAGUUCAGGGAAUGAUGGACGGAGGAGACUUGAAUUUAUCCGAAGAGCAGCGUAACGAAUAUCAAGAGCUCAGAAAUCUUGCUGAUCAAGAGUCGGCGCUGAUUCAAAGAAAUCUUUUGACUGCUGUACAAGUGUUGGAAGGACACAAAAGUUGCUUGAACCACGAACUUCGGAAGCAGAAGGAAAUGCAGGAAAGAGUUAGACAGAAGGAAGCAGAUGUCCAGAGACUCGAGAGACAAAUCGCGGCACUCAGCACGAAAAUCGCGGAGACCGAAGAAGAGCAUAAAGCUUUGGUGAAGGCUCUGAAGAAGUUGGAGGACUCGGUGGUCAUUGACAAAUCGGCUAUGGGAGAUCUCAGCAAGGAAUUGAUUGCUGUUAACCGUCAACUCUCAGAUGCAUCCGGUGACUCUGCAGAAGGAGAGAGAAAUCAACGACGUGUGGAAGCGAUAACAAGUUUGAAGUCGGCGUUUCCAGAAGCUGUGUAUGGAAGACUCGUCGAUUUGUGUCAGCCAUCGCAUAAAAGAUUCAAUAUUGCAACUACCAAGAUUCUUCAAAAGCAUAUGAACAGUAUUGUCUGUGAUACCGAGGAGACUGCUCAUAAAGCUAUUGAGUUCUUGAAGACGAAUCGUUUUGCCACAGAAACCUUCCUUCCCAAUGACGCUCUUGUCGUCAACCCAAUCAACGAGAAGCUUCGCGAAAUUCGUCGUCCAGUCGGUGUGAAACUCGUCUUCGAUGUGAUCAAUGUCCAAAAUCAAAACGCUCGAAAAGCACUGCAAUUCGUUUGUGGAAACUCGUUGGUUUGUGAAAAUCAGGAUGAUGCCAAAGCACUGGCAUAUGGUGGAACUGAGCUGAAGGAUCGUUACAAGGCCGUUUCCAUGGACGGAACCCUCUUCCAACAGUCUGGUGUUCUAUCCGGAGGAUCUGCGGAUCUUCGUCAAAAAGCCAAGAAGUGGGAUGAGAAAGUGGUCAAGCAGCUCCGCGAGAAACGCGACAAUUUGAACGAAAAGAUCGCCGAUCUCCAGAAGCAUCGCCGUCGUGAAAUUGAAGUUGAAGCUGAAAGAGGAAAGAUUGCUAGCAUCGAACAAAGAUUGAUUAUGUGGAAGAAUGAGUUGAAGUCUCUUCAGCAGAAUCAUCUGAUGAGACUUCAGAAUGAGUUGGAAGGGUUGAAUGCUGAAGAGGAACAGAUUCCGCCGAAAAUCGAGCGCUGGCAAGAAAAGGUCCAGGAAAGCCAAGCGGUUGUUCAAAAUUUGGAAACUGCGAGUAACAAAGUGGCUGAUGAGAAAUUUGCCGGUUUUUGCCAACGCCUUGGUAUUGAAUCCAUUCGAGACUACGAGAACCGCGAAUUGCGUAUCCAGCAGGAGAUUCGAGAUAAGAUUCGAUCAUUUGACGACGAGCUCGAGAAGUUGAACUAUGAAAUUGACUUCCUGACCGAACAAGAUGGCAACAAAAAAGUUGCCGAUGAAAAGAAGAAGGUCGCUAAAAUUGAUGCAACAUAUAAGGAAAUGAAAUCAAAGGAGAAAGCCGCCAAAAACGCCGAGGAGCAACACAUCGCAGCGACCGAGGAAGUGAAGGCGGUAUUAGAGGAGAAAAAAGCGUUGGCCGCGAAGCUCGAGGCAGAAUGGAAUGAAGCUAAAAAGGCAUCACAGUCAUCGCUGAAAGAGUAUACAAAGGCUGAGAAGACGUUGGUAGCCGUGGAAAGUCUAAUGAAGAAGAAGCAAUAUGAGAGGCACUCGCUGCUUCAUUCUGUCAAACUGGGACAGCUGGCGUUGCCUUUGAAAUCUGGAAUGGAGAUUCCGAAUAGAAUCGUUUCUAUUUUUGUUCCAAAAGCUCCAGAUGAUAUGUCUGAUUCUGAUUCUCAAACUGACGGUGCUGCUGAUAGACCAAGUGUGUCCGAUGAGCAGAUUCAACGAGAGCAGCACAUCAAAAUCAACUAUGACUCGUUGCCACAUGACUACAAAGAGAUCGAUGAUGACGAUGGCGUUCGACAAGCGACGAAUCGACUCAAUGUGGAAAUCGAAGAGUUGCAGAAGAAUGUGUCAAAGAUGAAUGCGCCGAAUUUGAGAGCCAACCAGCGGAUGGCAGAGGUCAGAGAGCGAGAAGCAGAGUCGUCGGAUCAAUUGGAAGCAGCGAGAAGGAAAGCCAAGGCGAUUCGACAGAAAUUCGAAAGAGUCAAAACCGAGCGUUACCGUCGCUUCCAAGACUUCUUCGAACCUGUCUCCAACAACAUCGAUGACAUCUACAAGCAUCUGUCUCGUAACACCUCGGCUCAGGCAUUCCUCGGUGCUGAAAACAUGGAAGAGCCCUAUCUAGACGGUAUCCAAUACAAUUGUGUUGCACCUGGAAAGCGAUUCCGUCCGAUGGAUAACUUAUCGGGAGGAGAGAAGACUAUUGCCGCACUCGCACUGCUCUUUGCUGUGCACGGACGUAAUCCGGCGCCGUUUUUUGUGUUGGACGAGAUCGACGCUGCGUUGGAUAAUACCAACAUUGGAAAGGUGGCUUCCUACAUCUGCGAAUAUGCUCGUGAUCAUAUGCAAAUCAUUGUGAUCUCCUUGAAAGAAGAAUUCUACAACAAGGCCGACUCUCUCAUCGGGAUCUUCCCAUACCCGGCCGCCUGUACCACUUCCGGCGUCCUCACGUUCGAUCUGACUCGAUUCAAGCAAAUCGGAAUCAACGAGAUGACUGAUAAUCCACCUCCAUCCACACCAAGCUCUUCGUCGGCUUCUGUGGCUGGUCAUUAA